GCCUCAUCCGCCGAACGCCAUAACCGUGUCGACCGCUUUUUUGACCGUCGGCGUCGUAUGAGCUUUGUUUCAAGGAUUUGUAGACCUUUUUAUUUGCUGCUACUUCUCCAUCCCAUCGUUCUAUCGUCUUGAGUUUCCUUCGUGGUCUCCCGGUCGUCUUCUUAUUCAACUGCGUUUUCAGACGGUGCAUCCUUCUCCUGUUCUUCUAUCCUGUCUGUGCCAUCUUUUUAUAGCCCAGCAUCAUUCCCAAGGAGCCUUAUUCGUCCUUCCUCGGCAUGGUCUUUGCCCAUGCGUCGCCGGCUCCCCCAAAACUUAGAUCACACCACUGUGCGAUCUUCGUCCUCAAUCUGGGUUUCCUCCAAUCUAAUGCCUUCUUUUCAGUUUGCCUCGACUCACUCACUGUAUCUUUUUUUAUGUCCAACUCUUUUCUCAUUUUUCCCACCCUUAUUUCCUUGUUUCCCUCCUUUCUCACUUUCGAAAUCUGAUUCGGAUGAUUGUGAGACGACAGGGAAUUAUAGGCAUUGGGAUAAGCUAUGGUAUGGGUGCAGUACACAUGCUAGGAUUACUGGAUCGUUUCUUUCUCAUACUCUGAUAGAAAAGCUUGUUGAUCUUAGUUUUGCUGCACAUCCUAUUGAAUCUUACCGGAAUGAAAUUGCGAGCUUUGGAUCUCAUGAGGCUUUGGGAAACUACAAAUAGCGAAGCGUCUGUCUUGUUCGUCUCUUGAAUUGUUGAACAACCUCCCUGAACAAAGCUUUUGUCUUGC
This is a messenger RNA of Aspergillus caelatus, 763 nucleotides long. RefSeq lists its product as uncharacterized. The transcript has a single exon. The coding region runs from base 289 to 696 and encodes 135 amino acids. NCBI's taxonomy places the organism in Eukaryota, Fungi, Ascomycota, Eurotiomycetes, Eurotiales, Aspergillaceae. The record is from RefSeq and is a predicted model, not a curated record.